AUAAUUCGAAGAUGUCUUUUGGCGGGUUUGGGUUUUCUCAAGGUUGCUAUGACAAAGUGUGGUAUUGUUAGUUAGAUGGAUUUACUUCACUACACAAUAAAGUGUAAAAAGGUUGUACAAUCAUAUUUGGAUUCACAUGUAAACAGACAGGAUCUACUUGAUGAUUUUUGUGCACUUGCUUUCCCUGUAAAUAUACUAAAUGAUAGGUCACGAACUGAGACCAUAGUUUCUGUCGUCCAGAAUCGUUCUUCUGAUAAAAGCGCCCUAUUUAUUUUCUCGCGAGCCAAGAAUUUGAUUUCGGAUCAAUCGGAUAUUCCAGCAUUAAUUGAUUUGAUUGUUUUGGAUGAAGACUUCUCUUGUGAGGCGACAAACUCUGGUAUCUGCCUUCUUGUUACUGGAAAGCGAUUGGUCAACAUAUCUGCCGAUGAAAAGAAACGUACAAAUCAACAGCUUAAACUUUAUGUUGUUUCCAAUCGUGACAAUGACUCAUCACAUCCUAAAGUGAAUGACACAAGUGAUAUUGAUUCGGAUAAUGAAAUAUAUUCAAAGAAUCCAGUGUUUCUGAAAAGUCUAAAAAGUAACUACCAGGAACCAAUAGAUAAAGAAAAUAUUCAAUUUUCUAGUGUCAAUUUUACUUUGGAAUUUAAUAAUGUAGAUGAUGCCAAGGAAUUUCGGAAGAAAACUCUUCAUUUGUCUUCCGGAUAUCGAACAAAGUUAUCGGAAUUUAAUUAUGCUAAGUCAUCUAAAGAGCGAACAACCUAUGAGAUGGGUAAAGAAGCUUUAGCUAUUUUGAAUUCCUCUUCUUCUGAACAAACGUUUUGGUUACAAAAAUAUUGGAAACAAAUGGAACAGACAAACACUUCAUCCUCUAUCAUUAAUACACCUCGACCAGGGGCGAAUAUCACUAGUUCUGUUGGAUUAAAUGGUGACAAUAAACAUAAUCGUCAUUUAAGUGGAUCCUUACCACACAGUACUUCUAAUGAUACAUCUAGUAUAAGUGAAACAAUAAAUAUGAAUAGUAGUAGUUGUUCCAGUAUUGGUUCAUUCAAUCAUAGUGUUAAAAUAACACGACAAAAUGAAAUUGAAAAACUACCUACUACUAACGUUGAUGAUAAUAACAAUAAUACUAAUAAUAAUGGUUAUAACAAAACUAAACUAAAACGAUCUGUAAAACAUUCAACGAAACUGCGUCAUUCCCAAUCAUCUUCCAUAUUAUAUCCAUAUACGGCAAAUCAUUUACAUGAUAAUGAUAAUCUACUAUCGAAUCAUUUGAUUGACCGAUCAGUUCCACUUACUCGAAAGAAUUCACCAUCAAAUCAAUUAGAUGUGGCUAUUCCCUUGAAUGAUUUACACCGUACAGUCACAUCAGCACAUAGCUGUGCGGAUCUCACUUCCGAUUCUACUGUUCACGAUGAUCAUUUGAGUAAAAAUAAGAAUGAAUAUCUAGAACCACGUGUUUUUCGGGCACGAUUCAAUCAAGCUGGUAAUAUUAUUCAAAGAAAAUUAAUUGAACGUAUGCAUGAAUAUUCUAAGAUUGAAAAAAUUCGCAUUUAUGUCGGUACAUGGAAUGUGAAUGGUCGAAGUGAUACUAAUGGUAAUAUACAAUUGGAUAAAUGGCUUAUAUCACCUAACGGUCAACCACCUGCUGAUAUUUAUGUAUUUGGGUUUCAAGAAAUGGAUUUAAGUUUCAGUGUAAUUACUCUAAAUAAAACUAGCUCUACUGGACCCGAAGAACGAUGGAUUCAACAAUUAGAAGAAGCUUUAGGUGGUUUACUCAAACGACCUUCAUCGCAUUCUGUUUGGGCUCAAAGAACAGGUUCUGUAAAAUCAUACGCUGCUCAAUGGUCUCAUUAUACAGGAGGUGGCUAUUUACGAGUGGAACGUGUUCGCCUAGCCGGAAUCAUAAUGAUUGUUUACAUAUCAGCUCGUUUAUCUUCUCAUUUACGUCGUGAAGAGAUCUCUUGUCAAGUUGUACCUACAGGUGUUUUCAACGUGAUGGGUAAUAAAGGUGGUGUUGGCAUUCGAUUGACCAUAUUUAAUUCUUCUUUAUGUUUUGUUAAUUGUCAUUUGGCUGCAGGUGAAGCGAAUCUUGAUCGUCGUAAUCAAGAUUUUCGAGAAAUUACACGUAAAAUGUUAUUUGAAUUUCCGAUGAACUCGAAAAAUCCCAUACAAUCAUCUGAAAAAGCGUUUAUUUCAGAUCAUGACAUUAUAUUUGUAUUUGGUGAUUUAAAUUAUCGUAUUAGUGGCCUGGAUUCACCUAGUGUUCGUAAAUCUAUUUUCGAAAAAGAUUUUUCUUCUUUACUCAAAUAUGAUGAAUUAUUAAAACUUAUGGAGAAUCGUAAUUUAUUUGAUGGUUUUCAUGAACCUAUUAUCAAUUUCGCGCCGACUUACAAAUUCGAUAUGAAUUCCAAUGUUUACGAUUCUAGUGAUAAAAAUCGUGUUCCAUCCUAUUGUGAUCGUAUCAUAUGGUCAGGUGAUGGUUGUGAACCAAUUGUUUAUCGUUCACAUCCAGAAUUUGUUUGCAGUGAUCACAAACCUGUUUCUGCAUACUUUUCAGUUGAUCUGCGUCGUAUAAUACGUUCAGCAUUUCAACGUGCUUAUGAAUCCGUUUUACUCAGUAUAGAUUUAACCACAAAUUUAUCACUUCCACAAGCCGAAUUGGAUAGACAAGAAUUAGAUUUCGGUUAUGUACAUUUUCACGAAUUAUGCAGUCAAUCAUUAACUCUAACUAAUAUUGGCCUGAAUGAUUUUCAAUUUAAAUUUUUACGUGAAGGUGUUGGAUCAUUCCCACCAUGGCUUUCAGUUAAUCCAUCAUGUGAUUCCGUGAAACAAGGUAUGCGUUUACAUGAGCAAAUGAAUGGACGAUAAUUUUUCGGUAUCAUUAUAGCAUAGACAGCAACUAAUUUUGUAAAAGGAUUUUUUAAAUGUGAUUAUUAUCACUACGAAGUUCUAAUAUCUACUAACAACAAUACUGAGAGUGUGAUAUAUAACUAUUUUUACAGUGGUCAUGUUUUCUUUAUCAUUAAGAAGAACAAGGUGAUCUCCAUUGUUGUUAGGAAUUUGUGAGUAGUUGUCACUUCCCAGUUAUCUAUGUUUGAAAAGGUACUUCCUGCAGUGUCCGUUAGAGAAACUGGGUUGGGAGUGGUCUUGAUGACUUGGGAGUGCAAUGCUCAAGAGACAAUUCGUUGAGGCUUAUCACAUACGGGCUUUCUGUGAGUAGUUUUAGAUGUGUUCUGUUCUUUCAAGCUUUUAGCACUGGCGAUGGAUAUCAGUGUGUCAAAACGAGGUAUUACAUUUUUCAGUUUGCAUUUUCAUCCCCCUCCUUCCGUUAUUGUUAAAGUAGCAGUACUACAGAUGUUGGUUUUGUGACGGAAAUGACUUACUACAAUCUUACCCUUGUACUUAUACGAAUUCGCCUUGUUUACCAUAUGGUUACUGCUUUUAGUCUUGUAUCUCUCUAGCUAAUCUGACUGAUGUGAUGGGACUUUCAGAGAUGAAUGUCUCAGUUAGUGUUGUCUGAUUGGAUCGUCAGGAUAUGCAAGCUCGGGAUUUAGAUGUGAACUCUUAUAGUGUAUCAAUAAUACGUAGUUGGUCUGAAAAUUGUAAUGUAUCAACUUAGUACUGUGUGAUUGUUCUAAUCGGACAUUCAUUUUUCUAUUUAUUUUAUGCAUAAAUAAAGUAUGGCACUUAAAAACUUAUCAUUCACAAUAGAGUAUAAACAAGGUUUAACAAAUAUAUACAUAUUGCAUUUUGCAUGGAAACUGAAAAAAAUCCAGACGAAAUAUAUUGAUAAGUAUUUACUUGAUUUGAAAAUAAAAAUGGGAAGAAUACUAAAGUAAAUGAUCAAAGUAGUAGAAUAAAGUAUUUGUAAUGCUACUAGUACACUGGCCAUCUGCCAGAGCUUACUGCUUUCAGUUAGGAAUAACUGAGUUAAUUUGCAAAAUCGAUCAAGUUUACUGUAAGUAGUGAAAUGUAACUAAUCAUUUUUUGGGUUGGCCUAUGUUUUCUAUUGGUUUUCAAUUUCUGGUUGGAAAUUGAUAGACUGACUAAACAAUUAAUUUGAUAACAUGUAAAAAUGGAUUCACCGGUUGCUUAAAUGAAAGUUAAUACUUAGUUAUCAUCCAUCUUUUGUCAAGUUAUCUUCAUCCAAGCAGAAAAAAAUGUAGAAAACAUUUAUGACUUGAUUAACCACCAAUCACCGUAGUGGUCGAUACUCCAUCGUUGCCUUAUCCGAAAUACUCUCUGUGUUGGGUAGUGGUAGUAUAGGAGGUUGUUUUGUUUUGAUAAUAGUUUGAACCCUGUCAUCUUCUUCGAUUUGUGUGGCUGUUGAGUAAUAGUAGUAGUAUCAAUAGCCGUCGAACAUAAACUAUAUCUCUCAAAGCUCAGAAUACAAACCUGUAAUUAGUGAACGCGUUGCAUAGCACGACUUAAAUCAUUUCUACAAAAGUAUAUUUCGCACUCCCCAAUGAUAGUUAAGAUUGAGUUCGCUUAUUGUGGUUUGGUUGAUGUCUGCCUGUUGUUAGUCGGCAGGAAAACCCACAGGAAGCACCAUAUCCAUCAUGACUACAGGUACGUACACAUCCCUGAUGAAUACAAAACGUAGAUUAAACAGGAUAUUCUGCCAACUACCUUAAGCCAUCUAACAUCUCAACAUACUGUGCAUGAUGUUAAGCCAGUUAGACUACUGGCUAAAUCACAAUUUAAUCAACAGAAUUUGAUCAAUAAUAAUGAACUAAAUAAAAAUGAUAUUGUUACUACUCAGUGAUCGGUCUAUUGUCUGCCUGUCUUUCUGUCCUUGAGGUCAUUCAGAAGUAUUUUUCAAGUUAUAAUCAUCAACUCAACUCUAUAGUUUAUUUACUUCGAAGUAUCCUUAUCAUUAGUAUAAUUUUGCAUUAAUCUGGAUCGACUUUUCUGCUUGUAUGUCUUACUAACAACCUAUUUAACAGAUUUUAUUUUCGUAUUAAGACUUAUGAAGGUAUCUUAGCAAGUCUCAUUGUUUCAUGGAUUCUUCCCCAUGCAAAUUAUAGUUCAAGCUCCACUCUUCACUGGUUUAUUGUCAUAGUAUACAAACUCCUACUUCGUUACUUAUCUACGUGAACUGGUAAUUGGUUCUCUGAUUAAGGAAUUUGACUUUCUGUCAUUGAGUUGUUGGCUCGAGACCCAAUCCACUUAUUUCCAUUUAUUUAACCAAGUAGUAUUAAUAAUCCCUAGACUCAAAGUCAAGUGCACGGUUAUGAAUCUGAUAAAAUGAGUUUUUGAAAAUAAGAAAAAAAAGAAGUAUCAAAUCGAUUAUUUUAAAGCAACUU
This is a messenger RNA of Schistosoma bovis, 5306 nucleotides long. The record is from the annotation of a GenBank genome assembly. Lineage: Eukaryota; Metazoa; Platyhelminthes; Trematoda; Strigeidida; Schistosomatidae.